Messenger RNA from Chondrus crispus (carragheen), 744 nucleotides. RefSeq lists its product as hypothetical. The record is from RefSeq and is a predicted model, not a curated record. The transcript has a single exon. Lineage: Eukaryota; Rhodophyta; Florideophyceae; Gigartinales; Gigartinaceae. Bases 1 to 744 code for a protein of 247 amino acids.
AUGCUUGUAGGUCGCAAUCCUACCCGGGGCGCCUUUCGUGCCAGGGAUGAACGCGGCUAUGGUGUACGGCGCCGCCCCGUGGCUGAGAGCGAACUUGGAAAUGCCCGGAAUGCCCAGCUUUGCGCAGGGCGGCUCGCCGAGCUUAUCUCCCUCGAAGAAGUGGAUGGUGUUGGUGACCGAUCUCGCAGCAAUCGCUUCGUCAUCGCUCCACUGAAUGCUGGGCCAAACUCCAAUAUGAAAGAGCUUCUGAUGGAAAGCGGCGACUCUCUCUCCGGACCGGACCUGAUAAACGACGAGAUUAGGCACGGACACACCGAUGACGGGGCGCGACCAGGUGAGCAAGUACGAGCCGAGCGGAGAAAAAGUUGCAAAGUUGAUUUUGAGCGGGGUGUGCGGAUCGUUGAGUCCGCCACACGAGGCGAUCUGUUCGCCAGUCGUGGCGUCGCGGAUGACGGCGGCGAGGUGUGCUCCUUCGAUGGAGACAAAGACGUCGCCGGUGGGGGAGAAGUCAGCCUCGCGGGCUUCAGGCAGCGACUCGCCCUGACCCUCGGUGCCCACGGUGUAUGGGAACGGGGUUACGUAGGCGCGGCUCUUCUCGCGGACGAGGAGGCCCAGCGCGGGGGGUGCGGCUGGCUUGGGGGACAUGGUGUUCGUGCGGAUACGGGUGCGGGUGCAGGAAGGCGAGGCGGGAUGGAGAGUGUCGGAAGGCGUUCAGGGGGUGGGUCAAGUUGUCGGGGUGAAUGA